AAGCUUCUUCUUCUUCUUCUUCUUCUUCUUCUUCUGUUUAUUCCGAUCUAUCUGCCUCUCUCCCAACUCCUUCACUCUGCUCUCUACAGACUCUACCUUCUUCCCCAAUGGGUAAUUUUUCCCCUUCACCUUGAGAUCUCCACCCUCUUCUUUCUCUCUCAGAAGGUGAAUUUAUGGAACCUCUGUGACUGCUUUACACUUUAUACACACCGCAGCUUUUUUCGCUAUCUCUGUCUCUCAGCUUUUCUUUUUUCAUUGACCAAUUAAACCAAUGGCUUCGAUCAGUACUCCCUCUGGUGAUCAUGAUCAGAAGCUGAUCAGAAAGCCCGCCGUGAUUCAACGGAAGCCGUUGAUGCUCAAGGAUUAUCUCCGGGACGAUAUCCUCAGCUCCUGCUCAUCCAAUGGCUUCAAAUCGUUUCCGCGGCGACAGUGCUGCACCACCGUCCGAUUCCUCCUGGAGCUCGAUCUCAAAGCGAGAGGCUCACCAAUAUUACCAACGACAGGCACGAAACAGCAUCGUUUUCUCCGUCGAACCCGUUCGAGGGCGGUUGCCUCCACUACCAUCUCAGCCUUGCAAAGAGCUUCGCAGGCUGUCAUCAACGCCGUCAAGAAGCAACUUCCGUUUCAUGAUUUCGUUAAGUCUCCGUCGACGUCCGCACGAAACGGAGCUCUGAAAGGGCUUCUACCUCGAAGCCUUUCGCGGAAGCUCUUUUCCAGAAAGAGCUUCUGGAGGAAAGCCGACAACACAGAGAGCGAUAUCGGACGGUGUACAUUGUGCCGCGAGAUUCUCAACGAGCGAGACAAACCGUCCGAUCAGGUCGCUCAUCACAUCAAAGCUUCAACGAGCACCAGCAGUCACAGCGGCAGUUGGGCCGAGAGCGAGUUUUUUACUUCGGAGAUUUUACGGUCCUCGAGCGGUAAUUCCGUGAGUUCCACCGAAAACGACGCCGUGGAGGGUAAAACGAAUUUACCGGACAAGAAGGUAGGCGAAACAGUCGGUGAGGAUUCCGUCUUAGCGGCAACCACCGCCACCUACUCCGGAGCUAACACAAAGGAAUGGCCAAAUGAAGAGGAGAAGGAACAACUCAGUCCAGUGUCUGUGCUGGAUUGCCCAUUUGAAGAUGAUGAUGAUGAAGAGAUUAGCUCACCUUUUGAGACUAAACUUGCCCAUUUAGAAGGCACGAAGAAAAAGCUUAUGCACAAGAUCCGGCGGUUUGAGUGUCUCGCUCAACUAGAACCAGUGGACUUAGAAAAACGCAUUGCACUGACUGAGCUCGACCAUGAAGCUGAUCCUCAAACCCCCAUGCAACCUUGUUCAAUGUCCAGCCAGGAGAACCAAACUCUAGAGCAGAAGGCUCAAGAACUACUUAACCUCGUCAAAACAAAGAGCUCACGACAUGGAACUAAAUUCACUGCAGAGAACCUGUUGUUCGAUUUCUUUAGAGAGAGAGUUGAAGAAAAUGAUGAAUUUGAGCAUCGGCAAUAUGAGUCGUUGUCGAAGCCUGCAGAAGAUUGGCUUGCCGGGAAUUCACAAGAAUUGUUUCUGAGAUGGGAGGUGCAGGAUGCAAGAAAAGUGUACGUUAGGGACAUGGAGAAGGGUGGGAAGUGGAGGAUAUUGGUUGAAGAAAAAGAAGAGGUGGCAUUGGAUGUUGAGGUUGAGGUUUGGACUUCUUUGCUUGACGAGCUGUUAGAUGACCUAUUUUGAUCAUAGAAAACUGUUUUUUUUUCUUUUUUGCUAAGAUUUGAGAUAGAGAUUCUUAGCAAUUAUGAUGUUUGGAUCGUUAACGGUUCAGCAAGUAAAUGUAAGAAAAGUUCUACGGAAUUCAUCUACUUGAACAAAUUUCAAGUCAUUUGCUUAUCUAUUUAAACAAGUAGGUUGACAAGA
This is a messenger RNA of Alnus glutinosa, 1885 nucleotides long. RefSeq lists its product as uncharacterized. The transcript is spliced from 3 exons. NCBI's taxonomy places the organism in Eukaryota, Viridiplantae, Streptophyta, Magnoliopsida, Fagales, Betulaceae. The coding region runs from base 272 to 1705 and encodes 477 amino acids. The record is from RefSeq and is a predicted model, not a curated record.